Messenger RNA from Lagenorhynchus albirostris (white-beaked dolphin), 747 nucleotides. It is a transcript of the gene TSPAN19, whose product is annotated as tetraspanin 19. The transcript is spliced from 8 exons. Gene Ontology annotation, cellular component: membrane. Lineage: Eukaryota; Metazoa; Chordata; Mammalia; Artiodactyla; Delphinidae. The record is from RefSeq and is a predicted model, not a curated record. Bases 1 to 747 code for a protein of 248 amino acids.
AUGUUAAGGAAAAACAAAACAUUAAUUUUUAAAUACUUUCUUAAUCUCAUUAAUGGAGCUCUUUUGGUUCUUGGACUUUUACUCAUGGGAUUUGGUGCAUGGCUUUUAUUAGAUAGAAAUAAUUUUUUCACAGCUUUGGAUGAAAAUAAUCACUUGAUAGUAUAUAUUUUUCGAAUUUUGAUUGGAACUGGUUCUGCUACUGUUCUUCUUUGUCUCUUCGGUUAUUUGGGAAUUCACGGUGAAAUCAGAUGGCUUCUAAUUCUGUAUGCAGUACUGUUAAUGUGGGCCUUCGGUGUUCAAGUUGUACUUUCAGCACUCAUCUUCACAAAGAAAGAGGAGGUUCACCAAAUAUGGCAUGAUAAAAUUGAUUCAGUCAUUUCUGAGUAUGGAUCUAAGGACUUGCCUGAAGACAUACCCAAGUGGACUAUUCUAAAUGCCUUGCAGAAAACAUUACAGUGUUGUGGCCAAAAAAAUUACACAGAUUGGUUGAAGAAUAAGAAUAAAGAAAAUUCAGAACAGGUGCCAUGUUCUUGCACAAAUUCUACAUUAAGAAAGUGGUUUUGUGAUGAGCCACUGAAUGCAACUUACCUAGAGGGUUGUGAAAAUAAAAUCAACACAUGGUAUCAUACUAAUGCUUUAACAUUAAUUGGAAUUAACUUUGGACUUUUGGCUUCAGAGGUUUUGCAAUUCUCAUUAACCGUUUCCUUCUUUAGACACAUCAAGAAUAGAAUAUAUGCAGAAAAGUGA